Salvelinus fontinalis (brook trout) is the source of this 5333-nucleotide messenger RNA. RefSeq names its product transmembrane protein 232 (gene tmem232). Bases 176 to 2122 code for a protein of 648 amino acids. Lineage: Eukaryota; Metazoa; Chordata; Actinopteri; Salmoniformes; Salmonidae. The record is from RefSeq and is a predicted model, not a curated record. The transcript is spliced from 13 exons.
UUUGUGCACUUAUUUGACAUCGCUGCCAUGCGUCCAUGGAAACACAGCAAAACAAACGAGACAGAUGUACACGAGAUGAGAGUGAAAUUCCAUAGACCUAGGCGAGGAAAACAGGUGUCUACAAAAUGAUGAAAGCUGCCUAUGUUGUCAUUUUGUAUUUAGAAAACUGUGCAAGAUGCCUAUAAUUAAAGUUCCAGUUGUCCAUAAUUUGGGUAUAAUUUCCCAAACCCACAAAGAGGAUUUGCAAAAAAUACUUUUCAAAAAAGCUCAGGAAAUAACAAUCACAACCAAUUCAAAGGCUACCAGAAACCCAUUUGAAAUAAAAGAGGAGUUUAUCAAAAAGUACAACAAUUCCCAGGGCUCUGAGGAACAAGACAAGUAUAAUGAGCUGGCACGACAACUACUUAGCCGAAGCAAGCGCAGAGCUGGACUGAAAUGCAUGGGUGAGGGCGACCACGUUCAGCUUCCUCUGGCAUGGACAGAGCUGCUGUUGCUUGGUUUGUGCCGUGGUAAAAUUCAAAAUGAUUCCCUGGAUUCCCUUCUGAUGUCAUUGGACCAUGCUCCAGUGCAUCCAGAACAGAUUCCUGCCCUCUUUUACCUGGGCGAGUCAGUCUUGUACUGGGUCUGUGCUGAUACGUCUCAGAAGCCUAAUUUGUACACCUGCGAAGUGAAGAUACUCAAGCUGGGAUAUUUGGUCUUCUUGAGACUAUUUCUCUUUCACAUCUCUGGAAACCUGAGUGGAUACCAAAGAAGCAAAUCCCAUCUUCACGUUUUUUUAAAAGCUCUGUCUCAGUGUGAGCCAUGCUACCAACCGUAUCCAAACAUCUUGCUCUCAGUGCACUUCAUGUUACGUUCAGGGGAGAUCAUUUGUGGACUGGGACCUUUUCAAGAGGAUUCUGCAUCAGCUCAGGAAGACUGUCAGGAGUAUGACGUGAACCAGGUGCUCUGGCAUUGUCUUCUCAGUUGGUACUGCGUACAAAACAAUGUCCGCCAGCUCUCCCAAGUGGCACACCACCUCAUCAUGCUGAGAGAGGAGCUGCAGAAAGACAACUGGUUGGACUGUGCUUUGGGAUUAAUGGUUCUGGGUGAGGCUGCAAAGUCCAGCUUGUUGUGCCUUCAGAUGUUGAUGAGUCUCCACAUCAACCCAAAGACAGAGCAGGAUGGGAUUAUAGAAGAAAACGGAGGUAUGUCUCAGAGUGGUUGCUGGCCAUGGCAGUUGGAACACAUCUAUACCACUGUGUUAGCAGACAUAUGCCAGCAUAGCAGCAAUGCAGAGAUACAGAAAACAGCUCUGCUGGGCAGUCAAACCCCUCCAGGAUAUCACAAUACUGAUGGACUGCUUAAACUUCUGAACCACUCUGGCGCCGAGGCCUGGCAGCUGCGCUACAGUGCUGUUCAGGCUUUGGUGUGCGUAUGCCGAGGGCUCAGCGGAGCUGUGUUGCAGGAGGGGCUGAGGAAUGUGGCCUGGAUCACUCUGCAGGAACACCUGUGCCAAGAGACAGACCAGAGAGUCGGAGAUGCCGCCCGGGUUAUAGAGGCUGAAAUUAAUGUUCCAGAGAGCAGUCUUCUCAGUGAGAGAGGGAAGCCAUCAUCAUCUUCCUCUGCUUCUAGCGUACCUGCUAGUCUACCUGGCCAACUGAUCACCUGGAGGUUAGCAUGUACCCUCUCUCAGCACUACCUGCCCCCCACGCCUCUCCAGCUCACCCCCCACACCAAGGCCAAGAAGGAACAACCACCUCCCUCCAACAGGCCUAGGCUGGAAGCCUGUCCUCCACUGCCCAAAGAAACACUCCCUGGCCCUGCCAGUAAGAUGCAGCAUCCAACCAGACAUCCAGAGGAAUAUCACAGUGCCCCUAGAAAAAGUAAGAAAUAUCAAACUUACAUGGACUUCAAUGCACGUACAGAUGUUGACUUGAUGAGAAUUGUGGAGGACCAGUGGCAAAAAGAACUACAGAUCAAAAUGGCAGAGGAGGAAGAUGCUGAAAAGAAUGAAUUAGAGAAAGUACAAAAGGAAAAAGAGGAACAAUUCAAAGAGAUUAUGAGGAGGCGGGUGGAAAAAGUCAAGAAGGACACCAAACCAUAUGAGCUUCCCGGAUAUCAACAAACGGGAGGUCAAAUCUGAAUCUGAAAGAGACAUAAAUGACUUGUGCCAUGCUCUUUGUUAUAAUACUGAUCCCAAAACAUUUUACCAUGGUGAUUGCAUCUAGCAUUAUUUUUGGGAGGGAAUAGUGUCUUGCAUACAACAAGUGCAAAUUGUUUUAUGCACUUUAUUUCAUUUAAUUGGCAAACGUAACUUGGGUUUCAUCCUUUUUUAAUCUCACAUUAUAUUUACAGAAAGAUAGAAAAAUGUGACAAAAUGUGACUCUUAACAAGCAACAUUGGUAGAAAGAGGUUUGCACACAACACCCUCCCCUGAUGCUGAUUUGUAAAGAUAGCCAAAACUAUUGAAAUUCUAUACCAAGAAAAGCAUAUUGUUUCCCAAACGUGCUUUUGAUUUCAAAUCAUCCCAGACCAGCUUCUGUUUUGAAGUUGACUUUCGUCUCUCACAAACGGAAAUACUUAAAAUAAUUGCUCAUUUAAUCAGAUAUGAUAGAAACUAUUAAACUAGCUUUGACAUUCCCGUCGACAUUAAAAACAUUACGGAACAAUGGUUUCCACAUUCAUUUACAUUGACACAAACAGACUUGAACUUUUUUUUAGCAACCAAUGUCCCAGGAAUCCUUCUGAUUCCUUACCCUAACAGUGGAGGUGCAAUUCUUUGACCCUCCUAUUAGCUAGGCAUGAUGCCGUAUCACGCUUAUGAUACGCUCACCUCAAAACACCCCAGGAAAUGUAAGGAAAUUAUAAACAUCGUUACCAGAAGGUUUGCGUUUCCUUGGAAUUUCACAAAGGUGGUCAAAACGUAAAAUAAAAACCCAUGGCAGCAUGUUGAAGUGGAAUUGCAAAUGGCUCAGUCAGGUCACAAGAAAGAACAGAACAAAACAAAAAUAGUAUGAGCAAAAAUGACUGUGUUUGUGACCUUUGGCAUGUGUCAUAUGCUUAAGCAAGCGGUUGUACGCUUUUGGCCAUAGUAACAAAAUGUGUCACAAGAAUGUAAUGUCUAACUAUUGUAGAUUUAGAAUCUUUGAAUCAUUCAGAUGGAUGUCAUUAGCAGAAAGGGGGGUUUGCUGCAUAUACUGUAUCAAUGGUGAGUUGGAUCAGUUGCAUAGUUUGAUAUCUAGGCUGUAGGCCCCCAUUCAAUCAAUCGCACAUAAUAAUCAACCACACUGAGGGGGGGGCGGUUUCCCGGACACAGAUUUAGCCUAGUCCUGGACUAAAAAGCAUUUAUGAUGCAGAAUUUCCAUUGAAAGUGCUUUCUAAUCCAGGAAUAAGCUUAUUCCAUGGAAAACCGGCCUUGAAAGUUCACUCAAUGUUGACACUACAGGUGUGUGUUUUUUCCCCCCUCAUCAAUAUCCAAUUAUAACAACUUCCCAGAGAGAAGCAGAGUGGGGCGUAUCUGUUUUCAAACCACCACCUCAAUGCAGUGUGAACAUUCUAAGUGAACUCGCAGUGCAGUUUCCCUUUACCUGCAAGUGAUUGAAUGGCUUUAUGAUUGGUACACCCUUGCAAAUGUCAUGAACAAAACAUCCGACUUGUGUGCUCUACCAAGAGGAGCUUCACAAAACAACAGAAGUGGUGGCGUAAGUGAGGACAUUGCAAAUCUCUGUUGAAGCAGUAGAUAUAGUGCACUGAGGCUAUCAUAAGAUAUUAUUAUGAUUUUUUUUUUUUUUUUUUUAAAUGUGAUGGCUGUGUAAAGCAACAAAACAUGUUUUAUCACUCACCACAGUACAUAUAUGAAGGUCACAAUAACAGACCCAUAUCAAUUAAUGUAAUGCCACAUGUCAAUCUUGUGACAUCAACUAUUAAAUGCAUUAAUUUCGCAUCGAUAGCAAAUUGUAAGUGACAAUUUUCUCCCAAGAACAACAUACAAAGAUAUGUACAUAGGGCUCAUUAUAAAACUGUGAAAUAAGGCACAUUUUUUUCUCUUUGGAACGACAACAAAACAAGAUCUCACUUGCAAUUAACAAUUUAUCACAUAUAAAUGUUGACCGCUAUAAAAUAUUGAAUUAAUAUUUAGAAUCAGUUGGCCUUCGAAUCUUUUUUCAGGCACGCCAAGGACAUGAAGCAAUAUUCACUAUGAUUGAAGCCAUACCUCGGUAUAAAGAAAACAAAGAAUCACAUUGUACAAAAUCAUAUUUGUGGAAAAAGGAAAUCUGAACAUGUUCUCUUCCCGAUAGAGUAAGUUCAAGUGAAAUUGCAACACAAACGUUCCCAACACAUACAGAACCUGAGACUGCAGCAUAACUAGGUAUACUGGACUCAAACAAUAUAAUAUUGCACUUGUCGAAUUAUGCUUAAACAAGUUCCAUUUACUUCUCCUCCUGCCUCUUUCCUUCUCCACCUCUCUCUUUCCUUCUCGUCCUCCCUCUCUUCUUCCCCUUCCCCUCCUUCUAUCUGUUCCAAGGAUGUCCUAUGCAUUUCAGGCUUCUGCAUAGCCUCGCUGACUAUGUUUUUCGGCACAGGGACAGAGGCCGGAUGUUGGGCAUGUUCCGUGGCGAUCACCGACUCUCUGGCCUGCGCUCAUGUCAGCUGCACACGGUAUGUGCUGAUCUCCAUUGGCUUAAGGCUGAUUUCCUCUUGGUUCGACCCUUCCUCAGGCGCGUGCAUCAGAGUAAGAGACGCAGGGGUGAUGCUCUGGAAUUUCAGUUCAGAAAACAGCUUCUCCGUGCGGAUCUGUGGGAGAACCAAUCCAAACAUGAACUGUGGCGUUAUACCCGCAUGUGUGAAUAGGAAAACCCAUUAUGAAAGGCGUUGAUGGAUAGGUUCAAUAGAAAGAUUUGACACCGAUGAUCACGAUGAAAUAGCCUUUCCUUUUAGAAGCUAUUAAUAUAAAAGGACACUUAACAGGCUUAUUAAAUAUAUUAAGAUUAAGUGCCUGGAUCAACAGAGAUUUCACCAUCUACUCUGGGAAAUGUUCUAAUGAACACACUCUUGGUCAUAACAGCCUUGAUCUUCCUCUUGGAGAGAGAUAAGUAUUCACUUAAACUGAUUAUGGUUGCAUUGUUAUAGUUGUCAUGACAUUGGAAAAGGAGGAAAUGUAAUGAAAGGAAUUUCCUUCCUCACUGCACAUUUUCUGUGGCAAGUGACUCUUGAGCUGUUUUGCUCGAGGGGAAGUUCAUUUCUGUAAAAGAAAAUGGUACUACUAGCUGCUUGAAUAAAGAGCAUCGUGUGCAACCCUCAGGUUAAAAUUCCCUUUAAUCACUAAUUAAUAAAGUGUUUGGUCACAACUUUCA